CACUGCUUUUCGGCGGGCGGAAGCGGAAGUAUAUGAGUGUGCGCUCACUUCCGGUGAGUGGGCGCGCGGGUUGAUUCGUUCUGCCCGGCUGACUCGUCUGCCACCUCUUCGGAAAUGGCGGGACUUACUGCUAUGGAGAAGAAGCUGGCUGAAUACAAGUGUAAUACAAAUGAAGCAAUUCAGCUGAAACUAGUUCGCUUUCCUGAGGAUUUGGAGGAUGACAACACAACAUUUAAUCCAGAGUAUAGCCAUCAAGUGUUCGGAGACGAUGAAGUUGCUUUUGGAUACAAGGGACUGAAGAUCCUCUUGUACUAUAUUGCUGGUAACCUGUCAACGCUCUUCCGCAUCGAAUAUACAUCUAAAGUUAAUGAAAAGUUUGACUGUGUGGAGGCAGAUGAUGUUGAAAGUAAAAUUAGAGAAAUCAUUCCUCCUGGCUUUUGCACAAACACAGAUGACUUUGUGUCUCUUCUGGAGAAGGAGGUCAACUUCAAGCCCUUUGGAAUGCUGCUACACACAUAUUCUGUCCAUAAUGAGGAAGCUGGUGAAGAUAUAACAUAUCAGAUAUACAAGGCCGACAUGACAUGUACAGGCUUUCGAGAAUAUCAUGAAAGGCUUCAGACGUUCUUGAUGUGGUUUAUUGAAACUGCUAGCUUUAUUGAUGUAGAUGAUGAAAGAUGGAACUACUUUCUAGUAUUUGAGAAGUAUAAUAAGGAUGGAGCUACGCUCUUUGCGACCGUAGGCUACAUGACAGUCUAUAAUUACUAUGUGUACCCAGACAAAACCCGGCCACGUGUAAGCCAGAUGCUGAUCUUGCCACCAUUCCAAGGAGAAGGCCAUGGUGCUCAGCUGCUUGAAACAGUUCAUAGAUACUAUAUGUCUUCUCCUACAGUACUUGAUAUAACAGCUGAAGAUCCAUCUGAAAACUAUGUGAAGCUAAGAGACUUUGUCCUUGUAAAGCUCUGUCAAGAUUUGCUUUGUUUUUCCCCAGGAAAGUUAAUGCAAGGUUUCACCCAAGAAAUGGUGAUGGAAGCUCAACAAAAACUGAAAAUAAAUAAGCAACACACAAGACGAGUUUAUGAAAUUCUCCGAUUGCGUGCAACAGAUAUGGGUGAUGCAGAACAGUCCAGAAGCUAUCGAUUGGACGUUAAAAGAAGACUGAUUGGCCCUUAUAAGAUGCAGAGAACGUUCACGUACAGCAGUGCUGAAGAUCCUGUGCUUGGCUCCUGACUGUUUUGUGCCCAGUUCCAGCAGGAAGUUACUACUAAGGCUUUUUAUCUUGCUACAAGUGGCAUUGUGCCCAGGUAGGCUUAAGGGGAAGAAAAUGUCAAUUUCUUGAAAAGGCUAAAAAUAUGUUAAUAGACAAGCCAAAAAUCUGAAGAGGUAAAUGCUAUUACAAGUUUACACUGCAGACUAGGCAUAGUUCAGAUUCCUGUUCUACUUGUUAGCUAGGUCUUAGCAAAACAGCUUGCUAGAAGUAAUCAAGCCAUGUCAACAUAGAAUUCCGUGCAGAUGGAAUAGAAAAUAAUUUCAGCAGUAAAGUUCAAGGAAGUAAUAAACUUAUUACGAAGUAAUUUUCUUAGUUCCUAUAAAGUAUGUCUCUCAGGAUCUUCAGUACUGUUGGUCAGUAUUGCAUAACCUGACUCUGAGAUACAGCUUAAAAAAAAAUACAUAUCCUAGUCGCUAAUGGCAUCAGUCUUUGUAUUAAGAGUCAAAAGACCACAAAUAAAUCUAGGUUUAUUGCUAUAAUUAGCAUGUUAGUCACUCUGUUCAGUACUUGCUAAGCAAACCAAAAUCCUGUUGGAAAAGUUUUACAAAGUAUGAGAAAUACCUUGAUUAGCUUGCAAGCCUUCCUAAAGCAGCACUUACCCUGCUAUACCAAAAUAGCAAAACUUUGAUUGUGCUCAUGCAGGACUUAGCGGGGCUGUUAACAGAAAUGAGAACCCAACACUGUAUUAAAUACUUGCCUGAUCUGGAGAUAACACUAUGUCAUGCUGAGUGGCAGGGCCUGAAUCAAAACGCUUUCUGUUCUCUUUCAUGAGUGUCUUGUCUCAUUUGCUAAAUUUGCUACAAAUAUGGCCAUGAUUUUUCAGCUAACCAGACUGUUACAAUGGUUGCAACUCAUUCACUCAGCACUGAAGUCCUAGGGGGGAAAUCCAGAAUUGCAUAGGCAACUUCAAUUCUUGUGCUUCUAACAGAUGUUUCCACUUCAGUCUUUGCAUGCAGUAAAUACAUUAGUAAUUAAUGGAUUUUGUAUUGCUAGAUAUGCGAUGCUGCAGCCAACACCCUUUCCCUGAUUUUGUUUCAUGUUCUGAAAUACAGCUGUCUUGUUUAUGAUAGUUCUACCUAGAAAACAGCUUACUCGUGGACUCCUCCUAAACGAUAUUUCCAAUAAAUGUUAUUCAUGGUGCUGUUUUCAAAAUUUUUUCAGAACUGGAAUUAAAUGAAGUUUUAGUAAGUAUAUAGUAAUUGGGGAGGGGGGAGAAGCAAAUUUUAUUAAAGAAUCAGGAAUAUUAUUGCACGCUCUUAAUGCUGGUAUCAUUUUUUAUAUAAAACACUUGAUAGUUUCAUUUGAACAGUGCUGCACAAAUGUAGAAUAAUUCCAAAUUGCCACUACCUUAACUUAGUAAAAAUGGUAUUACAGCUAUUUCCUUGACUAACAAUAGCAGAAAUAAAACUGUCUGCAGAAACUCCAGAUGCAAAACCCUGUAGUACAUCUAUUACCCUUCAAGUCUUCACAUUAGCAAGGAGGCUGUUGCUAAAAAUAUUGAGAUUUUUAUGUAUAUGGCACCACUAGAUUGGAAUAACUGAUACAGAAAGUAAAAGUUUUAGUAUCUUUGUGAACAGGGCAUCACUCUAAGGUAGCUCAAAGGGUGAGCAGCUUGUGAAAUUCCAGGUUCACUGUGGCUUCUCCAUUUUUGAAGAACCCUGGUUUUUAUGCUCAUUAGUAGACUCUGCUGGUAGACAUGUCUUCUUGAUAGUAUGUCUUUGUUCUUCAUGUCAUCCCUUCUGCAAGUAAACACCACUGCUGUGCAGCUUUUCUUAGUCAUAGUACUUCUUUUGGGUUUGCUACUUCAACAGAGUAUAAUUUUCUGCCAAGUCCAAUAACUUGCUCCCAAAUAAUCCUCUUGAAACUGCUUGGGUAAAAUGUCACUGACUGUGGGUUUCAGAAUCUUGUGUACCUGCAUAUGCUGGUACUGUAUUUGGGAGGAAAUGGAUAUUGGAACAACUGGCUAUCUGAAUGGUGUGGAGGGAAUUUGCUUUUUACCCAGAAUCAGGAACUUAGAGAUGGCCUAAUGCUACAGUAUCAGAUGUAAUUGACAUUUAAAAGCUGACACCUUUUUUUUCAGUGCUUAUAUAUAAUCUUAACAGAUAUUCCUGUUAAUCAGACUUAAAAUUAAUUCUAGAAUAAGGAGGUUUUAGUUUUUCUAUGGACAGAAGCUUGCACAGAAGGUACUCAUCUCUAUUUUCAUUUGGGAAACUCAUCACACGUUUUGAGUAUUGUACUCAUUUUGACUAGCUAGAGCUAACGUGAAUCUAAAAUUUAAACAGCUAUGCUACUUUUGACAUCCUUCCUACAAUUAAAUCUUUCUUGAUUAUUGGCUAGAAAUGUGCCUGGAGGCCUCAUAAGGACUCUGAUGCAGAAACUCCUUUUCUGAACUGAACUUUGGCUAUGGGAUCUGUGGGAGACUAAAGAAGUUUUUCUGAUCUCACUCAUUUACAGUUUACUCUGAUCUCCACUUCUUUCUCCUGACCCUCAGCAUCAAUGACAGAAAGAAAACUGAUUUUCCUUUGAGAUAAGUGUAAAAUUAAAUGGAGUACAGAAGGGGUUUGAUUUUAGAAUAGUUUGGGGAAAAAUUUGUUGUUUCAACAAACUCUUAUGAUUCCACAGGCAUUGCAAAGAUUUAUUGAUAAGAUGCCAGGCACACAUAAUGCAUUUUUUUUAAAUGAAAUGUUGAAUGACAUUUCGUUUUUUACAAAGCGAGGGAAGACUGGAGAAUGGAAGGUAACCAAGGAACUGAGAAAUUCAGAAAUAGAUACCAGCUAUAUAAAAGUACAUCCAGAGAAAGGAAGUACAGAAGUAUUUUGAG
Molecule: messenger RNA, 4088 nt
Organism: Falco peregrinus (peregrine falcon)
Lineage: Eukaryota; Metazoa; Chordata; Aves; Falconiformes; Falconidae
Gene: HAT1
Product: histone acetyltransferase 1
Exons: 11
Coding region: 115-1227 (370 amino acids)
Biological process (GO): subtelomeric heterochromatin formation
Cellular component (GO): nucleus
Molecular function (GO): histone H4 acetyltransferase activity; histone binding
Source: RefSeq, a predicted model, not a curated record